Leptopilina heterotoma is the source of this 2121-nucleotide messenger RNA. It is a transcript of the gene Nap1, whose product is annotated as nucleosome assembly protein 1-like 1. Gene Ontology annotation, molecular function: chromatin binding; histone binding. Gene Ontology annotation, biological process: nucleosome assembly. Gene Ontology annotation, cellular component: nucleus; chromatin. Lineage: Eukaryota; Metazoa; Arthropoda; Insecta; Hymenoptera; Figitidae. Bases 164 to 1345 code for a protein of 393 amino acids. The record is from RefSeq and is a predicted model, not a curated record. The transcript is spliced from 8 exons.
CAUUAAUUGCCCGCGCAAUAUGGCUGAAAAUAACGAACUUCACACGAUUAGCUCUCCACACUAACAGAGAAGAGGCCGGUUCACACAUUGUCGCUUUUCAGAUCAUCCUGUCCUCUGUCGUCCCGUUGGCGUCGUUUCCUUCACACAAAAAAAAGUCCCUAAUAUGACCAACGAUCCUGACAGUACUGGUGAUCCGAGCAAUAUGGGUACUAUCGAAGAUGAAGCUGAUAACAACCGUCUUCUUUCGCAGAUCUGCCAAAACAUUGACUUAGCUUCUUUACAAGGUCGAUUAGACGCACAGAGAAUGGAGAUGCUUCCAGCACCGGUGAAGAGGCGGAUAAAGGCCUUGAAGCAACUUCAAUUAAAAACAACGAAUAUCGAGGCAAAAUUCUUUCAAGAAGUUCAUGAACUCGAAUGUAAAUAUUAUAAAAUGUGUGUCCCGAUUUAUGACGGAAGAAGUCAAAUUGUAUCGGGAGUUUAUGAACCCACGGAUGAGGAGUGUGCUUGGGAAAGCGAAGAGGAGGAUGAGAAUCUCAGUUCGGAGCUGAAAAAUAAGGUCAAGAUCGAUAUUAAGGAUGAGAGUGAAAUUAAAAAGGAUGCUGAAGAGAAAAAAGAAAAAUCCGAAGAUGAGAACGUUAAAGGCAUUCCAGAUUUUUGGCUCACAAUAUUCAAGAACGUAGGCAUGUUGGCUGAUAUUGUUCAAGAACAUGACGAACCAAUUCUUAAACAUCUUUAUGACGUGAAAGUUAUAUUUUUGGAGAAGGAUCCAAUGGGCUUUGUUCUCGAGUUUCACUUUGAGAACAAUGAAUAUUUUACUAAUUCCGUUUUAACAAAAGAAUACAUUAUGAAAUGUGAACCAGAAAAGAAUGAUCCGUUCAGUUUUGAAGGACCCGAAAUCUACAAAAGCAAGGGUUGCGUGAUUGAUUGGCGAAAAGGCAAGAAUGUGACGGUGAAAACGAUCAAGAAGAAUCAGAAGCACAAGUCCAGGGGAUCAAUGCGCAUUGUCACAAAAACAGUUCAAAAUGAUUCAUUCUUUAAUUUCUUUAGUCCACCAGUUGUGCCUGACGAUCAAGACGCUGAUAUAGACGAAGAUACUCAAGCUUUAGUAACCAGUGACUUUGAAAUUGGACAUUAUAUUAGAGAGCGCAUUGUUCCAAGAGCGGUGCUCUAUUAUACAGGAGAAGUGUUGGAAGACGAGGAGGACGAUGACUAUGAAGAAGAUGAGGAGGAUGAUGAUGACGAUGUUGACGAAGAGGAGGAGGACGAUGAGGAUGGAGUGAAUGAUGGUGUUGGUGGUGGCGGCCGACCACAGGGAGCAGAUCCAGUCGAGUGUAAACAGCAGUAGAUUUUUCUUUAAAAGAAAAUGAAAUGCCGUCUAUUAUGACAGAGACAAUACAAGUCGCUAAAAGAUCAAUUGCCUUGACGACAGUGUUGUAAAAACAACAUUACCGACAGAAUGAUUAACUGACAAAAAAAAAAAUAAUUUACAUUUUAAGUUAAUCAUUCACGUGCCCUUGUGUUUAUGAAUGACAAAAAAAAUAAUUUUUUUUUUUAAAACAACAGACAUCGACGUGACUUUAAACAAAAUCGAAUCUUUUCUUCUAAUUAAUAAUUAUCAUAUCACUUAAUAUACGAUUCCAGAUUCAAGCCCAGCAGCAGUUUUUUAAAAGUUGGCGUUCUGGAGACGAAUUUUGUUAAGAACAAGAAAAAAGAGAGAAAGAGAUUCGGAUUUUUUUUUGCGUCCAAAAAAUUUUGUCGAUAACGUCAAAUACAUAAACACAGAGCCACAUAUACACACAAAUUACAGAUUGGCCUAGAUUCGCUAUCCUCAUAAUUCUUGUAUACUUUUUACCUUUGUCCUCCCCCCACCCUCUCUUUUUUUAUUUACAUGAUUUUAUAUUGUUACAUUUGUAGAUGCGAAUCCAGACAAGCAAAAAAAAACUACACAAAUACAAAUUUGAUUAUUCUUUUGAAAUGAAAUCGAUGUUAUCGUAUAUAUGAAAAUUUUGAGUACUGUUGAAAAGAAGCAUUUUAAUACAAAAUUUAUGAAAUUAGAGACCUAUUGAUUCUCUGUGACAUUUUCUCCGCUUUAUUCUCAAUAUAAGUUAUAUUUUUUAAUUA